UCAGCUGCGCGGUUCGAAUCGACGGAAACUGAAAGUUCUUGGCUUUUAUAAUCGAAAGUGAAAAAAAAGUGAUCAAGUGCACGCAAAGUGAUCAAGUCCUGCGAAACAAUGAGAGCACUGCCUAUAUUUUGUCUGAUUUCUCAACUUUUGGCCAUAGCUCAAACGGAAUCCGGUGAAUUCGAGAAACUACUGAUUCCUGGAUCGUAUGCAAAACCGGGAGCAAGUAGAGCAGUGCAGGGUAAUCAAACAAGUGGACACUCUGUGGCUGCACGCUCCUACUACGAUGGUGGACACUCCGCAGGACAGACCAGCUGCUCCGUGGGCACAGAGUGCACUCCUCUGCACGAUUGUACGGCCCUGAUCUAUGAGGUGGCUCGGAGCUGCUACUAUGGCGACAAAUCGCUAUACUGCGGCGGGACUAGCGAGGAACUGCCUUACGUGUGCUGUCCCAGCAGUCCGCUGGAGAAGAACCAGGUGUGCGGAAAGUCACUAGUUCAGGGACAUUUUUACAAGGGUUUGGGUUCGUAUCCGUUCGUUGCCAGAAUCGGAUUUAAACAUGUCAACACCGGAGCCUUUGCCUAUCCGUGUGCUGGGGCCGUCAUAGCCCGGCGUGUCAUCCUCACUGCCGCUCACUGUGCCCUGGCCAAGGCCGAUGGCCACCGACUGUCAUCGGUGCGCGUGGGUGAGUACGACACGUCCAGCGAUCCGGACUGUGCCAAUACCGGAUUCUGUGCCCCUCGCUCCGUGAACCAUGCCAUUAGCCACGUGAUUGUGCAUCCCGACUACAAGCAGGGCCAGUACCAUCAUGAUAUCGCCCUGCUGGUGCUCAAAACGCCGCUAAACUACUCGGUGGCCACACAACCGAUCUGCCUGCAAAAGACACGCGCCAAUUUGGUGGUGGGCAAGCGUGCCACCAUCGCCGGCUGGGGCAAGAUGUCCACGUCGAGCGUCCGGCAGCCGGAGAUGUCGCAUCUGGACGUACCGCUCACCAGCUGGGACUUGUGUCUGCGCAACUACGGAUCCACUGGCGCCCUGGAAUCCCCAAAUUCGAUUGAGGGCCAGUGGAUGUGCGCUGGAGGAGAGGGCAAGGAUGUUUGUCAAGGAUUCGGCGGUGCUCCGCUUUUCAUCCAGGAAAAUGGGAUUUUCUCACAGAUCGGCAUUAUGUCCUUUGGAUCGGAUAACUGCGGUGGCUUGCGUAUCCCAAGUGUCUAUACCUCCGUGGCCCAUUUUGCCGAGUGGAUACAUGACAACACACCGCCGGAAUAGGCUUAUUUCUCUAAGCUUAUUCAAUAAUCCUAACUUAAAAUUAAAAUUUGCAUUAUAUAAAAAAAAAAACAAAGAUACAAUUAUGCAGAGCUAAUAUACGACAUUUACCU
Drosophila kikkawai is the source of this 1376-nucleotide messenger RNA. RefSeq names its product chymotrypsin-like protease CTRL-1. Gene Ontology annotation, molecular function: serine-type endopeptidase activity. Lineage: Eukaryota; Metazoa; Arthropoda; Insecta; Diptera; Drosophilidae. Gene Ontology annotation, biological process: proteolysis. The record is from RefSeq and is a predicted model, not a curated record.